Molecule: messenger RNA, 1029 nt
Organism: Plasmodium gallinaceum
Lineage: Eukaryota; Apicomplexa; Aconoidasida; Haemosporida; Plasmodiidae
Product: conserved Plasmodium protein, unknown function
Exons: 4
Coding region: 1-1029 (342 amino acids)
Source: RefSeq, a predicted model, not a curated record
AUGAAUUUUGUUUUUUUUAUAUUUUUAAAAUUUUUUAUUACAAUAAAUGCUUUUAAAUAUUAUAAAUACAAGAAAAAUGAAAAUAAAAAUUAUUUUUUAUUUUUAAAUAGAUGUAGUAAAAUAUAUAAACCUAAAAAUAUAUAUAAAAUAAUUUUAUUUAAAAAACCCUAUUUUCAAAAUAAUAAAAAUAACUUCAAAUUAUACAUUCACACCUUGGAUAAAGGAGAAGAUAAUAAUUUCUUGUCCAUUAAUAAUUUCAACAAAAAAGAAAAAACAAAAAAAAGAAAAUCAUUUAAGGAUAUAUCAUAUAAUAGUGAUUCUGUAAAAGAUGUAUUAAAAAAAACAAAAAAAUUUUGUAAUUAUCUAACUAAUAAAUUAGGUAGAUUAAAUAAAAAAUUAAGAGAAAUAAAAAAAUUAGAAACUGUUUUUUAUGCGAGUCCAAAUAUCUUAACAGAAAGUCAAAAAGUUAAAAUAAGUAAAAAGAAACAAAUAAAAAAUGAAAUAGUUUUAAUUAAUAGAUAUAGAAAAAAAUAUAUAUCAUAUAAAAGGAAUUUAAUGAAAAAUAAAGAUGAUUUAUCACCAUUUUUUUAUUCAAAAAAAAAAUUAAAAAAGAAAAAGGAAUUUUGUACACCUGAAGAAUUUAGAGAAAUUUUGAAAUCAAAUGAUUAUAAAGCAACUAUACAAAGAAUAAAAAGAAUAGAUAUACAAAAAAUACCAAAAAAUAUAACUGACUUUUUAGUAUUUAAUAAAUAUGGAUCAAGAGAAGAAAUUAAAAUUUUAUUUGGUCUAAAAGCUAUAAAAAUAAAUGGAAAUACAAUUGAUGAUGAAAAUUAUAUAUUGAAUCUAAAAGAAGACAAAGUAAAAGUCUUUGAUCAAGACGUUAAUAUACAUGAGGAUCAUUACGCUAUUAGAAAAAGAUUUACAAAAGAUCAAAAAAGAAUUUUAAAUGAAAAAAAAGAAGAAAAUAUAUCAGAUAUUAAAAAAGAUAUUAAAGAAUUAGAAAAAUUUUUUAAAAUUAAAAACACGUAA